Molecule: messenger RNA, 1581 nt
Organism: Aspergillus campestris IBT 28561
Lineage: Eukaryota; Fungi; Ascomycota; Eurotiomycetes; Eurotiales; Aspergillaceae
Product: FAD-binding oxidoreductase
Exons: 4
Coding region: 1-1581 (526 amino acids)
Biological process (GO): lactate catabolic process
Cellular component (GO): mitochondrion
Molecular function (GO): D-lactate dehydrogenase (NAD+) activity; D-lactate dehydrogenase (cytochrome) activity; flavin adenine dinucleotide binding
Source: RefSeq, a predicted model, not a curated record
AUGGCACCCUAUAGUUCUCCAACCGUCAACUCCCAAGCAUUAGGCAAAUUCUUUGACGACGUCGCACGUGUGCUUGGAGAAGACAACGUUUCCCGCACGCCCAGUCAUGGCGCACUCGAGGGUACUCAAGGCCGGAAAUCUUACGGCGAUCCAUUUUCAACCUCAGAGACCCACGCACCAAGCGGUGCUAUUCGACCCAGUACUGUGGAAGAGGUCCAGGAGGUCGUGAAGCUUGCAAAUAAGCACAAGGUGUGCUUGUGGACAGUGUCACGGGGAAAGAAUCUGGGGUAUUCUAUCGUCGAAGUGAGCGAGGAGUACGGGUACGCGAUAGUCGAACCGGGUGUAUCCUUCUUUGACCUUUACGAGGAAAUUCAACGACGGGGCCUGAACCUCUGGCCAUCGGUGCCGGCCAUUGCAUGGGGUUCUGUUUUGGGAAAUACCAUGGACCGGGGGUUUGGAUAUACGCCCAAUGGAGAGCAUUCGCAAUCACAGUGCGGCAUGGAAGUGGUGCUGCCCAAUGGUGAAUUGCUUCGGACGGGUAUGGGAGCGAUGAAGGAUAAUAAAACAUUUGCGCUAUACAAGGGGUAUCUCAACGUUAUCCUACCUCAAACAACUCAAUCACUAACAAAAUCAGGCGUCGUCACCAAGAUCGGCAUGCAUAUUGCACCUGCCCCCGAGGCGUACGCCACUCUCGAAGUCAGCGUUCCCAAGGAAGCAGACCUCAUCCCUCUUACCGGGAUUUUGUCAGACCUGAUGCGCCGCUCCAUCAUCCUCAACUCACCUUCCAUCGCCAACAUCUUCCGCAUCGCGCUUACAUCCAACGUCCCCGAGGUGCACGCCAAACUGGCCCAGUACAUGAAGCCCAACUCCUACGUACCCUACGACGUCCUCGAGCAAAUCCGCGCGGAACAUAACUGGGGAUUCUGGAGAGCCCACUUCUCGCUAUACGGCUCCGUCGAAAUGCUCCCAGCAUUAAUCCAAACCGUGCAACGCGCGUUCUCCACAAUCCCAGGCGUGAAGAUCGAAUGGCGCGAGUUUCCCGGAUCCCCAGGCCGCGCCAUCACAACAGCAGAGAUCAAAGAGGAACAGAUCCCGCACAGUGGCAUCCCGACGCUUGCCCCGCUGGGCAUCGUCGACAGCCGAUCCGAGAAGGGCGGGGCACACGUCGACUUCUCGCCCAUCAUCCCUCCAUCCGGACGUGAGCUGUACGAGUGGUACCUGACUGCGAAGCAACGCACUAUUGACGCAAAGUUCGACUUCUUCGCCGACUUCCAUGUCUACCCGCGCUACGUGGUCGGCAUCGAGCUGGUCAUUUAUACGCUCAGAGAGGAGGCUCGCGUCCUCGAGUUGUGCGGGAACUUGCUGCAUGAUGGUGCGGAGCAGGGUUACAUGGAGUACCGGACGCAUGUGCGCUACAUGGACCAGAUUGCGGCCAAGCUUAACUUCAACGAUUUUGCGUUCAAUAAGUUUACAAGACGCUUGAAAGAUGUGCUGGAUCCCAAUGGGGUGCUUUCUCCCGGCAAGUCGGGCAUCUGGAAUGGAUUUGGGCAGUCUAAGGAUGUGUUGCAGCACAAACUUUAG